AUUGCUGAUGGCAAUAUGCCAGAAUGGGAGUCUCCAGUAUUGUCUUGCGGUUGCACGCGAGGAGCCUGUACUUCGGAUUCCGAAUGUGUAAAUCGUGCCCUUUGCGUCCAAUGUCCAGCCGGGUGCGCUGCGCCGCUAUGCGCAAAUAAAAAGUUUUGGAAAGACGAUGCAUUGAAAUCUUUGGUUGUCGGGGGAGCGAAGACUCGGAAGAUUUUACGAACAAAGCACUCGAGAAGGGCUGGGGAUUUUCUGGUAUGGAUGAUAUGA
Strongylus vulgaris is the source of this 267-nucleotide messenger RNA. The record is from the annotation of a GenBank genome assembly. NCBI's taxonomy places the organism in Eukaryota, Metazoa, Nematoda, Chromadorea, Rhabditida, Strongylidae.